Molecule: messenger RNA, 892 nt
Organism: Acaromyces ingoldii
Lineage: Eukaryota; Fungi; Basidiomycota; Exobasidiomycetes; Exobasidiales; Cryptobasidiaceae
Exons: 1
Coding region: 38-730 (230 amino acids)
Source: RefSeq, a predicted model, not a curated record
CGAAGCCAGGCCCGGCCCAGGUCGGGCUCGACAGACGAUGCUCCGGGAGAAGGAGGCACGGAGGGCCGCAUACAUUGAGGGGAGCGACCUAGAGGAAGUGGAAGAUGAGGCAUAUACACCCAGCAGAAGGAAGACAGAGAAUAUCGAAAGACUAUCGGCGACCACCAGCGCCCUGAUUCGUGCAAGCUCGACCUUUCCCUCGUUUUCAUUGAUCGUGGCCGAAGUCGUCCGCAACGCUCUCGAUGCUCAUAAUGUCAAGUCAGUCUCUGCCGAGCUCACCUUUGCUCCAGAGUGGCAGGUUAGGUGCGAGGAUGACGGCGAAGGCUUCGAGGAGAAAGCAUGGCCAGGUAUGACAUGGGACAAGGUCCUUGAGGUAUCGACCAGCGCGACUCCGCCAUUCAUAGUCGGAAGCAGCUCUGCUCGUCGCAGUCGUCAAUCGCUCUCUCAACUUGCGCACCUGGGCACCCUUGACAUAUUGACCGCCGUUCAGGGCAGCCAAGCCAAGUCGCGGCUUCUCGCUCAGGAUGACAACAUCAUCUUCUGUGGUCCCCACGCCGCAGCUGCCAGUGGCUCGCAUCGAGGCUCGACAGUCGUAGUUCGCAACCUCUUCGCCAAGGUAGGAGAAGAGAAAAAAAUUGCGCAUGAUUGUAGCAGAAGUUCUGACUGCUUGCUUUCUCUAGCUCCCUGUACGCCGUCAGGCCCUGGCGUCAGCCUCUGCGGUUCGAGCUGAGCUGGAAGAAUGCCGUCGUCUAGUCGCGCUCGAGUCGCUGCGCAGACCAGAGGUCAGGUUAAAGGUGUCGGUACCCACUUCGGCAAGAGAUCGCGUGUUGCUUGACGUUGGACGUGUGAGUGACCAGCUCAGCACAACACAGCUUACCUUGUGAACCAGCCU